Messenger RNA from Manihot esculenta (cassava), 2233 nucleotides. Its product is annotated as ankyrin repeat-containing protein NPR4. The transcript is spliced from 2 exons. Gene Ontology annotation, cellular component: plasma membrane. Bases 270 to 1655 code for a protein of 461 amino acids. Gene Ontology annotation, molecular function: protein phosphatase 1 binding; protein phosphatase regulator activity. NCBI's taxonomy places the organism in Eukaryota, Viridiplantae, Streptophyta, Magnoliopsida, Malpighiales, Euphorbiaceae. The record is from RefSeq and is a predicted model, not a curated record.
CCAAUUAAAUUAAAUACUUAAUUUUCUGCUUGAUUUUAAACGUCAAUUCUAAUAUGUAAAAGUUUGUACAUGUUAAAAAUAAAAAAUAAAAAGGAAAAUCAAUUACAAUUCCCAUUUUUAAGAUCAAAAGGGGUAAAGCAAUGUCUGGCCAAGUCGACGAGUUGACGAAGACUUUGAAAGCCUAGUCAAGCUCUACUGUAUGCUUUGUGUUGAAAGGUUUCUGCAACGUCUUGACAACGAAGUAAGCUCGGCAUACCUUGUCUGCGAGAAUGGAUCGAAUUGGAAGGCUAUUUAAGGCAGCACAAAUGGGAGACACCGAUGAUCUACAUUCCUUAAUUGAUGAGGAUGAGCUGAUUCUUUCUCGCAGUUCUCUAUCUGACACAGCAGAUACUGCGUUGCACAUUGCAACAUUAGCUGGAAAGCUUAUUUUUGUGGAGGAGGUAAUGGCCCGCAAGUCUGAAGCUGAGAGACCCAAUGCAGAUGGUUUUAGCCCAAUUCAUAUGGCUUCGGCAAAUGGGUAUGCAGAGAUAGUGCGAGUGUUCCUGUCAAGUGACAAGCAAAAGAUGUGUCAUCUCAGAAGUGGAGAUGGAAGAACAGCACUUCAUUUUGCUGUAAUUACAGGGAGUGUUGACGUUAUAAGUGAAUUGAUCGCAGCGGUUCCUGAUUGCAAGAAUGAUUUGACUGCUGAGGGAGAUUCUGUGUUUCACCUUGCAGUGAAGAACUGCCAGUUUGAGGCUUUUCGACGGCUUGUUCUUAUGCUCAAGGAAAUCAACCAACAAGAGAUGAAUGAGAUGCUGAAUGCUCAGGACUGCAAUGGCAACACAAUUCUUCAUCUUGCAACCUCUAAAAAGCAGCACAGAAUUGUUAAAGUCCUGUUGGGUACGGAUGAUGCCAUUGCUAUAGAUAAAGUGGACGUGAACCUCAAGAACAAGAACAAUUUAACUGCGCUUGACAUGUUUGAUUUUCCAGAAAAGUCUACAAGUGAAGCAGAUGCAAAUUGGAAGAGCAUCCGCAGAAUGCUUCAAGAUGCAGGAGCACUUCAAAGCCAAGACAUUGUUAUACUUCAACAUGAGAAUCCUAGUGUAUGUUUCAAUUGUCUUCCUCAGAAGCUGCGAAAGUAUCUCUCGGAACAAGUUUCCUCCUUUCUUACAUGUGAGCUCUGGUUGAAACUAAAAAGGGAAGUAAAAAAUUCACCCUCAGAGAUGCGAAGUGCAGUGAUGGUGGUGGCAGUACUAAUUGCAACUGUCACAUUUCAAGCAGUUUUAAGCCCCCCAGGUGGUUUUCAACAACCCAAUGAUGGCCAACAUUCAAACGGAAUGGCUGCAAUAUCAUCUGAUGUCGUGAUUUUCACUGCCCUUAUGCUUUUGAAUUUGGUCGGAUUCUUUUCAUCCAUUGUUAUGAUUCUAAUGCUCCUAAGUGGAUUUCCUCUGAAGCUUCUGCUCCGGAUUGCUGUCCUAGCCACAACUGGUAGCUUUCUGAUCACUAUAUUUUACAUUGGACCAACUAAACUCAUUGUCCCUUUUACAGUGGCAAUGAUCAUGGCUGCCAUUGUUUUGCUGCAAGUCCUUCUCUUCAUUGUUUGGCUAGGACGUAGAUUUGUAAAUUUUGGCAGUUGUUGUGGUGCUUCUAUAAUAGAAAACAAUGAUGGGGUAUGAGAAACUAAUUGCGUAAACAAUUGGGUUAGUUUCAUAUUAAAUGGAAAAGUUGAUGAACAAUGUUUCAUUAGAUUUUCGAUCAUAUCAACUAGGAGAAUGAACCCUUAAAUCCCCUGAAUCUCGUCAGCCUGUAUUGCUCACUUUGUCCCAUUUUCUAUUUGCUUAAUUUUGAUUUCUUGAAGAUUAUUGCUCCCAUAAGUCCUCUGAAUCUCAUCCCCUGACUCCCCUAAGGCUUUUGCUGCCAGAAUAUGGGCAGCUACAUUACCGUGCCUCCUAACAAAGGAAAAGGCGACGAGAUUACAGGCUAUGGGCUAUGAGAUUUUACAUUUCCAUAUGAGUAGCGAUCAUGAGCUCACUAAGAAGCUACCAAUACCUUGCCAUUUCCAGUUGCUAGAUUUGACACCAACUAAAUGAUUCUCAUAGCUUGUAGCUGUUUAUUUUGGUUUUGUGUAGAAUUCAUAAUAUUAAGAAGAAAUGAGCCUGGAAAAAUUUAAGACUUAGAACAGAAAAAUAAUGAAUAUGAAAACUCCAUACUUAGUGUAAUAACCCGAAAAUCGGACCGUUACCGGCGUUAGGGU